This is a messenger RNA of Uncinocarpus reesii 1704, 603 nucleotides long. RefSeq lists its product as uncharacterized. The record is from RefSeq and is a predicted model, not a curated record. Gene Ontology annotation, cellular component: U2-type spliceosomal complex; post-mRNA release spliceosomal complex. The coding region runs from base 1 to 603 and encodes 200 amino acids. NCBI's taxonomy places the organism in Eukaryota, Fungi, Ascomycota, Eurotiomycetes, Onygenales, Onygenaceae. The transcript has a single exon.
AUGGCUUCUACGCACUCCACCCUUGAUGCAGCCGCGGUUGAUCGCAAGACGCGCCUCGCAAAGCUUGCCGCGCUGAAAAGAAAACAGCCAGAACCAGAUGGAAAAGAACCUCACCUCGACGAGCCCGACGGUAAAUCUGCCGAUGUUUCCUCAAAGUAUCUUUCCGGAAGGAACUACGACCCAGAGACACGAGGACCCAAACUUGGCUUUGAAAAUACACCUAUUGAAGGGCAAACUACACUAGAGGAGAAAGCAGCCAAGAUUUCGUUAUCUACCGCGGAAACAGCACAGAAGGAUGAGGAAGCAGACAAGCCGAUCGACCUGUUCAAAUUGCAGCCUAAAAAGCCAAACUGGGACUUGAAAAGAGAUCUCGAUGCAAAAUUGAAGAUUCUCAACGUGAGAACUGAAAACGCGAUAGCACGGUUGGUGAGGGAGCGGAUACAGAAUGCGCAAAAGGCCGCGAAAGAGAAGACCAAGGGUGCCGACGUGGACGGAGAGGAAAUCGGAAUAGAAGGCGAAGCUCUAGUGGAAGGCAUGCAUAUCCGAGAACGGGAGGAAGAGGAAGAGGAACGAAGGGAAAGGGAGGAUGAGAACUGGAGCUAA